AACGCUUCACCGCUUGCGGUUCCUUUCGUCGGUGGCAUUCUGUCAUCAUGGCGUAUCGAGAUCUCACGUCCAAGUUCUACGCCAAGCGAAGCAAUGUCAAUAGGCACCAGCAGCACCAAUUGAACUCAAAGCAACUCAACGGCAUCAGUCCGUACUUGUCGCACCUAUUAAACUCUUCGUCAAAGAACCAUCGACGAGGUCAUGAGGCACUACUUCGUGAUAUUGACAACCAUGAACGUGCUCACGAAUCAAGACCAGUCUGGGCAGAGUCGGUGGAAAAGUUAAACGACCUGACCAGGCAACUCAACUUGAAGAUUGAUUUUCUCCAGAAAAUUCACACAAGACGUCUCAUGGUUCGCUUUGAUGACUCCGAAGCCCAGCAAGAUCACGAGAUCGAUUUGCUCACCCGCGAGAUUUCAGUCCUGUUUCGGCAUUCCGAGUCGUCGCUCCAACGGCUGCCCAGAAGCAUUACAUCCGCUUCCACCGCUGCUGAAUCACAAGUAUUUGUCAACAUUCAGAGGUGUCUUGCAUCACGGUUGCAAGACAUGUCAAAUCGCUUUCGAAGUAUUCAGCGGGACUACAUGAACGAGCUGCAAACACAACGUCAAAAGUCCGAACUGUUUGGACUCAGCGAUGACGGACCACAUAGAUUUCGACGGUCGAAUCUGCAGUCGUUCGCAAUUGCAGCCGACCAAGAUGAGUACGCGAUACUUGCGCGGGAGCGGGAGAUUCAACGAAUCGCUAAAUCAAUCGUGGACCUGUCGUCAGUCUUUAAAGCUCUGUCGAACAUGGUGAUAGACCAAGGCACGAUUGUCGACCGUAUUGACUACAACAUGAACAUGGUCGUGGACAGGAUGGAAAUGGGCAUGAAAGAACUGCGUCGCGCCGAAAAGUACCAAGCCAACUCGAGGUCCACACGGUGCAUUUACUUGCUUCUUACGCUUAUUUCCAUGUGCUUUGGUAUUCUCUUUCUCAAGCAUGCAAAUCCGUUUGUCGAUUGAUAUCGAACGCUGUGUUACGUCAAGGACAGCCUCGCGCAAGAGUAUUUAGUAUACAAAUAAUUUAUAGUUGCUGUACAG
Aphanomyces invadans is the source of this 1079-nucleotide messenger RNA. RefSeq lists its product as hypothetical. Gene Ontology annotation, cellular component: SNARE complex; membrane; endomembrane system. Gene Ontology annotation, biological process: vesicle fusion; vesicle-mediated transport; intracellular protein transport. NCBI's taxonomy places the organism in Eukaryota, Oomycota, Saprolegniomycetes, Saprolegniales, Verrucalvaceae. The transcript has 5 exons. The coding region runs from base 48 to 1001 and encodes 317 amino acids. The record is from RefSeq and is a predicted model, not a curated record. Gene Ontology annotation, molecular function: SNARE binding; SNAP receptor activity.